AUGAACAUUCAAGACAGUAGUACUAGUAGUAGCAGCCAUCUCGAUCCAUCUACUAGCGACAACCAUGAUAUUUCAUUAGCAACUGCAACAGAAGAAUCAUCCUCUACGCUGUUACAUAGGCUUCAUACAAAUGAAAGACAACUGAGAACAUUGGCUGUUAUUCUGAGCCUCACGGGUGGGUUAUCACUAUCGUUUGCACUGGGUGUAGGCAUCAUGAUUUAUUGGUAUUCACGCAAGUGCAAACAAAGAAGAAAACUGCACGGCCGUAGUAGCAUGAAAGACGCUCAAGAAGAUGUUGAGGACGAUGAGAAAUCUUGUGCAACAACCAAUUACUCAUAUUGUGCAAGUUGCGAUAUGAUGGUACGAGAUCAACGACUCGAGGCAACCUCAGAUGUUGAGCAACACGAUGGCAUGUUAUUUGCAAAUACCGCAGCAUCUGUAGUUACAGACAGACCACCCAACAAUGCAACAACUACCGCAGCCACUUGCCUCAUUUCACCAUCACCAUCGAUACCGCCUUCCUCACCCGCCUCAUCAACGCAUCGCACGGAAAUUAUAGAUCUCGUCCGCCUACCACCACCCCCACUUUCCCACUUACCGCCCACACCUGAGCCAUCCGCACCUUCUGCCAAGGAACUCCAUCAUUUACACGCAAGCAGUAGUAGAUCAAAUCAGCAACCAGAUCGAGAGGCUAACGGCGGGAAUAGAGUGGAAGAAGACGGAGAAGAAGAAUUAUGUCAUGAUUGCCUAGUGCCACCACCCGCAUAUACAAAAGAACAGUGA
Mucor velutinosus is the source of this 783-nucleotide messenger RNA. RefSeq lists its product as uncharacterized. The transcript has a single exon. The record is from RefSeq and is a predicted model, not a curated record. Bases 1 to 783 code for a protein of 260 amino acids. Lineage: Eukaryota; Fungi; Mucoromycota; Mucoromycetes; Mucorales; Mucoraceae.